This is a messenger RNA of Desarmillaria tabescens, 1051 nucleotides long. RefSeq names its product LmbE-like protein. Gene Ontology annotation, biological process: GPI anchor biosynthetic process. Bases 233 to 1045 code for a protein of 270 amino acids. The record is from RefSeq and is a predicted model, not a curated record. NCBI's taxonomy places the organism in Eukaryota, Fungi, Basidiomycota, Agaricomycetes, Agaricales, Physalacriaceae. The transcript has 3 exons. Gene Ontology annotation, cellular component: endoplasmic reticulum. Gene Ontology annotation, molecular function: N-acetylglucosaminylphosphatidylinositol deacetylase activity.
UGUCCUAGACUUUCUAUACUUUUCUCAUUUUAUUCUGCAACUUCACUACUGGCACAAAUCACUCAAACGCUCGCGGGCAACGAAAACGUACCUAAACCCAUCUGAUCGUAGCGCAGUCCUCUCAAUCCAACGGAUGUGAAUUAUUGUGCUGCAUAAUACAUUUUUAAAGACGAAGCACAAUAUACGCCAGCCACCCUUCAGUUUCCGGUGCUCGGCCCGCACAGAGCAAGACAUGUUGACAACAAACAUCAUUCUCGCUGCUCUGAUUCCCUUGCUAUGCGCUAUCUUAUACCUUCCUACAGCAACUGAGAAUGCAUUGAAUCUUCCUUCACUAAAGAAAGAAAACAUCCUAUUUCUUACCGCCCAUCCAGACGACGAGUGCAUGUUCUUUGCGCCCACCAUUAUUUCUCUGCUGCCUCAUGCCCAGGUCCACGUUCUUUCGCUGUCCACAGGAAAUGCCGACGGUCUGGGAGAUAUUCGGAGAGCAGAGUUGAUGGAAAGUUUGGACGUUCUUGGUGUAAAGGAAGGAAAUAGACAUGUUGUUGAUCACCCUACUCUCCAGGAUAACAUCACUGCAUCCUGGGAUGCUAACAUCAUCUCAGAUAUCCUGGACGUCUACGUAUCAGACUUGGAGAUUACUACGAUAUUGACGUUUGACCGAGCGGGCAUUUCUGGACAUCCAAACCACCGGUCGCUACCAGAAGGCGUGAAGCAUUUCAUCGAGACAACAGCCUCACAACCUCUUCCCAAGUUCUUCGCUUUAAUUAGCGUCCCCACGUCAACGAAAUAUGUCGGAAUUCUCACUCCUCUGCUGGCCAAAUUUGACUUGUCCAGUACGAAACUUUUAUAUGGUAUCGCAGGCUUCUUAGGUGCGCCGGGACAGACGGAUAAAAUGCCGGUCUUUGUAGCAGGAGUGAAAGAGUAUUUGACUGCCCAUCGAGCGAUGCGGGCACACAAAAGCCAGUUGGUCUGGUUUCGGUGGUUGUAUGUGUUGUUUUCGAGGUAUAUGUGGGUGAAUGAAUGGAAUUUAGUACAGCUUAGAUGAUAAUGA